Molecule: messenger RNA, 1746 nt
Organism: Stomoxys calcitrans (stable fly)
Lineage: Eukaryota; Metazoa; Arthropoda; Insecta; Diptera; Muscidae
Exons: 7
Coding region: 1-1746 (581 amino acids)
Source: RefSeq, a predicted model, not a curated record
AUGAGUGGUAACACAAGCAGGUCAGGUUUGGUGCCUACGCCAAAAAAAUCUCGCAGAACUUAUCGCAGAAGAUGUUGUCACAACGACAAUUUGCCCAAGAAAUUCGAGGCUCUGCCCAUGGCCAUGUCCUUAAGGCCAUUUGGAGGCAUCUACAAUCCCUUUUCCAAGGGAUGUUCGGUUCUGUGUAAUCACCCGGCGCCGGCUGAAGUGAAACAAGUGAUUAACAAGUGCAAACAAUCAUUGACCAUUGAGGGAAAGAACAUACAGUCCUUACAAGAAUCCUCACGAAUAGAGAAACCUUGUGCUCUGCCUGAUCAAACGACUGAUAAUAUACCUGAAGACUUAUUUCGUCGUUAUACGGAUACAGAUUCCCGGCCCCUGACCCCAACUCCAACGGUUACCAGCAUUCACACUCGCACCAGCGCUGGCUCCUUUCUCAACAAUCGGCGGUGUAUAACCCCAGAAUUGGGCAAAAACGAUAUUAUCAAGCGUAAGAAAAUUAUUCUGGAUUUGCGCAAGUCUCACUCACAGGAAACCCUCUACUGGAAGCCCUCAUCGGAUUUAUCAAGUGGCUUAACCGAUCAAGAAUUCAAGACACGCAGUGCAGGAGCAAAUGAGGACAAGAAAGCCCGCAGACAAAAGUCCGAUGAACAAAGACCGAAAUCAUCAUUGGCUGCCACUACCACAAUACCGGAAGAGGAACCCUUGGAUGAGGUGAAAAAGCCACCCCAUACCUGUAUAAAUGAACAAGACUAUGGCGAUGAUGACAUACGAAGGGGCAAGAAAAGAAAGAAAAUCAAGGCGGUGGCCACUACAGCCACCACCUUUCAUUUGAGUGAGGAUCCCGAGACCCAGGUGGAGGCGCUAGGACCAGAUUCUUUAAAUCCCAGCACCAGACCCAGUCUUAUACCCAAUUCUGUGAGUCUAUUGCCCAGUAAUGAUAAAAGCGAAACAGAGCAGAUACUUUUGAAGGGAAGCUUCCUUACGGAUGAGGCUUUUCAUGCUUUGAAAAUCAAACUGAACAUAGAUGCUAUUGAGAAUACAUUCGAUAGAUAUUUAAACCGAGCCUAUAGAGAAGCCUACAAAUAUGUGGCACUGAAACCUAAAGAUCCCAACGAUGUGACCAAGGAAUUGGCAAAACUCAACCUAGUAUGCGAAAAAAUGCCCCGCAAGUUUUCAAAAUCAGCCACAAGAUUUAAUGUGCCUAUGCAACUAAAAGCCUUGGAAGAUAUGUCUGUAUGGCAUUACCUCAGUCGCUUUGUAUGGGUCUCAAGGCAGAGAAAACAAAUUUAUAAACGCAUAUUUCUCAAAUACCUCAAAGUACCCCCCCUCUCCAUGUGCCAGGAUCAGCAGGAAUCACAAACCAAGACGGCAAAUAAUGAAAUUCAGUUCCCUCUGCCCGAUUACGAAGAACGCUGUAUGAAUAUCAAACAUUUGUAUCAGGCUCUCGAGGAGGUUCUGGAGUUUUAUGGCACUGAAAAAAAUAUAAGCCGUGUUUUGCAGAUCAUAGGCUAUGACAAUUUCAAAGAUGACGAAAAUAAAGAACUGACAUUUCGCGCCUGGUGUGGUCUGGUGGCCUUUGCGGAGCGUUUAGCUCUUGAUGAUCCCAAUGGCACGGAUUCAUGUGAUGAGCUGGAAAAGGCGGAUUUUAACAGUAUGGAGUUACGGUUACAUUCAUUCGCGGUGCCACGGGACUUGCGACAAGUCUUUGAUAUAAUUCGAAACACUCAUUAUUUGAAAUGUUAA